Molecule: messenger RNA, 762 nt
Organism: Angiostrongylus costaricensis
Lineage: Eukaryota; Metazoa; Nematoda; Chromadorea; Rhabditida; Metastrongylidae
Source: the annotation of a GenBank genome assembly
AUGGCAGUUUAUGCUUUGGAAUCUUUCCCGUUAUUCCAACCUUUGGCUAUGCUCGGCGGAUCACUUUGGGCUUUGGUCCACGAUUAUCUUGAAGGUAAUGCUACGGCGGUUCCUAUUAUGAACGUUCUUGGGUUAGGGAUGGGAAUGCUCAUUUGGGGUGUUACAAACUGUGUAACUGGAUGGGCGGUAGGGAGGUUUGGAUUAUUCGGAAUUAAUGCCAGUAUACCAACCUCACCACUGCUGAAUUAUUUCGGGCUGUUGCUAGUUAUCAUAGGUUGCGUUUUCUUCUCUCAAAUGCGACCUACCGCUUUUGUUGUAACAAACGAAGAUAACUUUGGCUUUGAAGAAAGUGGACUAGAUAGAGAUGAUCCAGAGAACAGCCCAUUGCUGAAUCAAGAUGAGCCAGUCACUGUGGGCCGUAAUGACAAAAGAAUUUUGGCUAUUUUUGUUGCUCUAGUCGCCGGUAUCUUCUACGGUGUAACGUUUGUGCCUAAUCGUCCGGUGGUGAACUCUCGUAUUAUUGGUCCUAGCUUAAUGGCCGGAUUCAUGUGGGGAAUCGCCCAGUCCUCUUGGUUCGUAGCCAAUGACAACCUGUCUCAAUCAGUCACCUUUCCUAUAAUAACUACGAUGCCUGGCGUAGGUGCGGCUAUAUGGAGUGCUUUCUAUUUUAGAGAGAUUACUGGGAAACGUAACCUCCGCGUUCUGACUGGCGCAACGCUGAUCACCAUCACUGGAGCAAUUCUAGUGGGGGUCUCAAAAUAA